AUGGACACCUUGGAUCAGUUCAAGAACCGAAGGCGCGUGGGUUCGGAAGGACAACUCAGGGGUAUUGGAAUCCAUUUGGGAUCGGCUAGCAAAGAGAAACUAAGAGACACAGGACCCACCGGAUUGGCAAAAGCUCAAAGCCAAGUGGGGAUGGGAUCGGCUAAGAGAGAGAAACCAAGAGGUAUGGGACCCGCCGGAUUGGCAAAAGCUCAGCGCCAAGCGCACCUGGGGAUGAGAUCGGCCAGGAGAGAGAAAUUAAGAGACAUGGGAUCCACCGAAUUAGCAAAAGCUCAAAGCCAAGCGCACCUGGGGAUAGGAUUGGCCAGGAGAGGGAAACUAAGAGACAUGGGACCUACCGGAUUGGCAAAAGCUCAAAGCCAAGCGGGGAUGGGAUCGGCCAGGAGAAAGAAACCAAGAGACAUGAGACCUACCAAAUUAGCAAAAGCUCAUAGCCAGGCGCACUUGGGGAUGAGAUCGGCAAAGAGAGAGAAACUAAGAGACAUGGGACCCACCGGAUUAGCAAAAGCUCAAAUCCAAGUGCAAUUGGGGAUGGGAUCGGCCAGGAGAGAGAAACCAAGAGGUAUGGGGCCCGUUGGAUUAGCAAAAGCUCAAACCAAGUGCACCCCAACUGGGGUUGAUUAG
This is a messenger RNA of Prunus armeniaca (apricot), 642 nucleotides long. The record is from the annotation of a GenBank genome assembly. Lineage: Eukaryota; Viridiplantae; Streptophyta; Magnoliopsida; Rosales; Rosaceae.